AUGUCUACGCCGCUUAGGAUGACGACGCCGCUUGGUGUAUCUUUAUCAUCCGACCUGAAACGUGCCUUGCAAGACAAUGAAAAGCUGACAAGGGACGUGAGCGAUGCAAAACUUUUGAAAGAAGAUGCUGAAAUAAAACUGAAAAAAAUUAGGAAUAAGCUUAAUGGAGAGCACUCUGAAAAGUUGGGAAAGUUGAAUGAUAAGUACAAGGCUGUACAAGAAGAACUGAAAACGAUGAAACAGAGUUCGCAGUUGAAACGGGAGAAAGGAGUUUUGGAAACUGAAAACCGUCGUUUGGAAACUGCAAAAAGUGAAUUAGAUCGGCAACUUUUAGGAAAAAAUGAUGAAUUACGAAUGGCAGAUGUGGAAAAAGUGGAAGAUGUUAAGAUGAUUCGGGACCUGAAAGCAGGGAAACGGCCACCUUUCAAAACUGAAUUCAAAAAUCUCAUCAGCAGGAGCGAGAAGUUUAGGAGAAUAGAGAUAGCGAGAGCUGAACUUCAGCGAUGUGGCGGCGAAGCUUCUGAAUUUUACUGCCUUCUUCUUGGAAGAUUGAGUAAGUUGGGUCUUCUGAAAUGGAAGAUGUCAAAGAGGGAAGGAUUAUAUCUCUAUCACGCCAGCAACCUCACGAGAAGACGAUUCACCAAGUUGAAACAAAUGCUGCGAGGAAGUGGAUGUAUCGAUCCAUUGCCAUCUAUUCAUGAGAUCAAAAAGCUGGAGAAAGUUGUUGGCUCCUCGGAUCAAUUAAAGGUCACCGAGCAUACCGUUGACGGUAAAUCCGUGGUCGCCGUUCAUCUGCUCGACGUCGUCAAAAUGUUAACUGAAAGGAUUAAUGAAUUAGUUGCUAAUGGAAAGAUGGUAGUUGGAGACGAUCCUAUUUGGCUUACGAUCCUCGGCGAUAAAGGAUCAGAAGAAUUCAAGUUAUGUUUGUCAAUUGGAAAUGUCUCCCAACCUAACAGCUGUUUCCAUCUAAUUCCACUUGGCAUUUUCAAUGAUGACGAAAGCAGUGAAAACAUUCGAAAGUAUCUAGGUCCCAUCGUUGAACAACUCAAUCGAUUAUUGUUCCUAAAGAUAAAAGUAGGCGAUAAGGACAUUGAUGUACCUGUGGAGCAGUAUCUUGGGGGAGAUAUGAAGUUCCAAUGCGAUGCUAUUGGUCAUGAGGGAGGAAACAGUACCUAUCAGUGCAUGCAGUGCUUUUCGCUACGAGGACAGUCGAUCAGCAGGUCCAUGCAACUAAAAAGGGGUGACAUCAAGAAAACCAGGAUCUCGAAGGCAGUAGUCAAUGAUAGAGCUGAAAAACUGGAGGAGCUGGAAGAAUUUCUUUCAGGAACAAAAUGUGCUCUUCAGAUAGUUCAAAACUUCAAGAAUCGCCAAGUCAACGGGUACAAGUCACCAUCCGAGCCGUGUAGAGCAGCGAUGUGA
Messenger RNA from Caenorhabditis elegans, 1419 nucleotides. It is a transcript of the gene C34C12.1, whose product is annotated as Autophagy-related protein 14. The coding region runs from base 1 to 1419 and encodes 472 amino acids. The record is from RefSeq and is marked reviewed. The transcript has 3 exons. NCBI's taxonomy places the organism in Eukaryota, Metazoa, Nematoda, Chromadorea, Rhabditida, Rhabditidae.